Molecule: messenger RNA, 950 nt
Organism: Opisthocomus hoazin
Lineage: Eukaryota; Metazoa; Chordata; Aves; Opisthocomiformes; Opisthocomidae
Source: RefSeq, a predicted model, not a curated record
UACUGUUCCAUCAGGCACAGAAGGUUCUGCCUCAGGAUGGGUGCUGUGCCAUAGUGACUGAAAUUCAGGUUUCUUGUUGUGCAGUAACGUAUUUUCUUCCCCCUUACAGGUAUCCUCUGACAAAUUACACAUUUGGCACAAAGGAGCCACUGUAUGAGAAGGACAGUUCCGUGGCAGCUCGGUUUCAGCGCAUGAGGGAAGAGUUUGACAAGAUUGGCAUGAGGCGGACGGUGGAAGGGGUUCUGAUUGUACAUGAGCACAGGCUGCCCCACGUGCUGCUGCUGCAGCUGGGUACAACUUUUUUCAAGCUACCUGGUGGUGAACUCAAUCCGGGAGAAGAUGAGGUAGAAGGGCUCAAACGCUUAAUGACAGAGAUACUGGGCCGUCAGGAUGGGGUUCAGCAAGACUGGGUGAUUGAUGACUGCAUUGGUAACUGGUGGAGACCAAACUUUGAACCUCCACAGUAUCCAUAUAUCCCAGCUCAUAUUACAAAACCGAAGGAGCACAAAAAGCUUUUCUUGGUCCAGCUUCAAGAAAAGGCUUUGUUUGCAGUCCCAAAAAAUUACAAGCUGGUCGCUGCGCCGUUGUUUGAGCUCUAUGACAACGCACCGGGGUAUGGACCCAUUAUUUCCAGCCUUCCUCAACUUUUGAGCAGGUUCAACUUUAUUUACAACUGAAUUCCCGUGUACCUGAAGAGUCUGACAGAAGAAGCCGUCUCUGUGAGCACAGCUUUAAAAUGUAGAGAAAAGAAUACGUGUGACCCAAGGAUUUUUUUAAAUGUCGUUCUUUUCCUGAAGGCCACGAAACUUUCUAUUGUUUGAAUAGAGAAGUGAAUCUCAACUGUUUAGGUAGUGGGGAUGGCAGUGUGAUAUCAGUGUUUUAAUUACUUUUCAUUGUAAUACUCACCAAAUUUUUUUUUUGUACAACAUUAAACAAAAUGGUUAAGAUUC